AUGAUGGAGCGUCUUCUUCGCCCGGUGAUCGCCUGGAUUCACAUCGCCGCUCUCGUCCAAGGCUUACGCGAGAACUCCAUGAUGGCGUGGUUCGCUGUCUUCUGGUACCUCUGGGGUAUGAUCAGCACCUACAACCGCUUCCUCUGCCGCUUCCCCUACGCGGCCGGCAACAUCUGGGCUGCUGUCCUGCUCGACAACUGCUACCCCAUCGUCGAUCUCUGGGCUUGCCUCACUCUCGGCACCGAGGCCUACGGCACGCGCAACCCGGACAACGAGGGUUGA
This is a messenger RNA of Colletotrichum karsti, 282 nucleotides long. RefSeq lists its product as uncharacterized. The transcript is spliced from 2 exons. Bases 1 to 282 code for a protein of 93 amino acids. The record is from RefSeq and is a predicted model, not a curated record. NCBI's taxonomy places the organism in Eukaryota, Fungi, Ascomycota, Sordariomycetes, Glomerellales, Glomerellaceae.